Volvox carteri f. nagariensis is the source of this 3477-nucleotide messenger RNA. RefSeq names its product extracellular matrix glycoprotein pherophorin-V9 (gene phV9). Lineage: Eukaryota; Viridiplantae; Chlorophyta; Chlorophyceae; Chlamydomonadales; Volvocaceae. Bases 29 to 1849 code for a protein of 606 amino acids. The record is from RefSeq and is a predicted model, not a curated record. The transcript has 8 exons.
AUACUUGGUUCACUCACUUCAAGUUGAGAUGGAAAAGAGGAUAAUUCAUUUCCUCUUCUUGUCAACGCUGGCGGUCGGGUGGGCCAUUGGUGCGGAUGCCCAGGAGUAUGACUAUGAUCCUUCACGCGUCCAGACUGGUACAACACCAGAUUUUCCCUACCGCAAAUGCAACACGACGAAUGGCCCUUAUCGGCUGAAUCCGGUAUGGAGGUUUGUGGCCAAUCGGAUCUAUUGCUUUACUAUCCAGGUUAAGCUGGAUCCCCUUUCCUGUUCUGGCCCCUGCUGCAACGCUGACCUGCACAAAAUAGAGUUCAACGUAUCUAGCAGCUGCCUGGUCGCCGGGGCCUCCGUCAUCGCCAGUGUGAAUGGCAGAAAAACCAUGAUCGCGCCGGCAUUUGACAGGCCGGCAACUGGCCCGCCUGGCUCGGCCGUUCUGCGAAUCACCAACCUGGGCCUCACCACGGAGACCGCCCAGAAUGCAGAGCUGUGCCUCGUCCUCAGAACCAACCGCGGCGGCCAGGGCUGCACAACCCUGCAACAGCUGUGCACGUCGGCCGGUCUCCCCGCAGGCACCUGUACGGUGGCGACGUAUGACGCAGCCUGCGACUGCUGCCCACAAAAUAUCGUUGUUGAGCCACAGCCACCACCGCCGCCACCGCCGCCACCGCCACCGUCGCCACCACCGCCGCCACCGCCGCCACCGCCACCGUCGCCACCACCGCCGCCACCGCCGCCACCGCCACCGUCGCCACCACCGCCGCCACCGCCGCCACCGCCACCGUCGCCACCACCGCCGCCACCGCCACCGUCGCCAUCGCCGCCGCCGCCGCCACCGUCGCCAUCGCCGCCGCCGCCACCCCCACCUCCAUCACCCCCACCGGCACCCCCUCCAUUUGUGCCUGGCUUUUUCGAUUGCGAACUCUGUUUCGCUGCAGAGCUGACUCCACCGACUGAUUCCGCACCCUACCGUUUCGACAACGCCACCUGCACCGCCUUCCAAACGGCUGUCUCCGAAGACAUGAACAGCAUACUUCAAAAUUUCAACGUCACCAUCAAGAGCCCAUAUCCAAAUAGUACCUCAUGCACUGGCACGCAGGCCAUUGUGUGCGGCAAAUUCCUUAAAGGCGAUCUCGCCUUGCUUGAGCAAACAGUCCGCAGCGAAAUCUACCAAAAGGUUGUCAAAUGGCUCGCGAUCAUCACGGGUGAAGGUGAAUGCAAGCCGCAGCUGUCGGGGUACGAGGUGACGGUCAAAACGCUCCCCGGCGCUUCUCCGGCCUGCAUCGAUGUGGAGGCGGCUGUUCUUUGCCUCAUUUACGAUCCUCCUCCUCCUCCUCCUCCACUUCCUCCACUUCCUUUCCCCAACUGCACGUGCAACACAACGCAAAACAUCAUGCCGUACAAGUUAUCUCCCACGUGGUACACGACCAACUCGAGCCGUAGCUACGCCUCGGAGUACUGCUUCACGCUUAGUGUGCUGCCACCUGAACUCGUGGUGCCGAGCACCUGCAUGAGCAAGAACGACACACUCGCGAAACUCGAAUGGUAUAUAGAUGAAAGGAUGAGGCCGGCGGUCAAGGGCUUCACCCUAUAUCCAGCCGUGGGUCCGAGUAGAACAGUCUCCCCAAGCUGGGGUGCCACAGGAGUCCAGACACUGAAAGUUAACCUCAACUGGAAUGCGACGAUGGCCAACGGCGGAAAGGUCUGCAUAGCUGUUGCCAAGCCGUACAGGUUGGAGGACCUGUGCCUGGGGCCCAGAGGCACCGCAAGCAUUGGGAAAUGUUACGCCAGCAUUUUCAACAGGGACAGCUCGGACUACUGCUGUCCCACCUACCUCACUAGUCCGCAGUAGAGGAGCCCGCAUGGUUGCUGGCGGCCUCAGUGAGGCACACGCGCGCGUGUGUGUGUGUUUGUGUAUGCGUGUGUGUAUUGCGUUGACGGAGCGCUGGCUGCUGAAACUCCGCCCAAGCAGCUGCCUGCAGGCAGGUUUCCAACCUUCCGCGAGUGAGGGGGGUUGUUGAGACGACGACUUGACGGUCGGUGUGAACCGGGACCUGUCACUUAGCAUGCAGCUGCUGCUGAUGAGAGCACCAGCUGGAAGCAGUGGUGGGUAUUUGGUGCACAUAAAACCACCAUUACUGCUGCUUGCUUCAGGUUAAUUUCUUAUAUGGCGUAUUUGAUAGUCUGAAAACAAAUCAGUGAUUCCACUCUAAAGAUUAGGGAGUUGUACGUGUCGCCUUUACAAGGGAUGGAGUUGGGGGUUGUGUGGGGUUGGGCGGAAAUGAGCGAGCAUGCCGUCGAGCUAUGUUUCGUUCUGCUGCUGAUCACUGGGGCGGUGAAGACGUCCGUCCGUUUUGUAGAUGUUUACACGCGCCUCGCUCAGAACGUAAUGGUGAGGUUUCAAUGGUUAGGGUAUCGGCCGUCCGCCGCUCUCUUGUGGACAUCAUAGAUUGAUUUCAUACAGUCUCCAUAGCUGUUUCUUGGCAUAUAUUGGCAUAACUUACUUGUUUUAUAGCAUUGCAUGGGCCGCCAUCGUGCUGGCCAGUAGCUUGUCCGGCUUGGUUGUGAUCGGGUGGUUGAUAAUAGGUAUCUAUGCAUCUAACCCUCAAUAUAGGAUGUGUUCUGCUGGCAGGCACCAAUCAGUACACGACUGCUUUCACGUUAAUGUUAUACAGUAAAUUCAUGUAUAGUACGUAUUUUUGGCAAUGCCAGUCUGGGGGCCAGUCUGUUUACGGACUUCAUCAUCGUAUCCCACCAUUGACUGAUUCUAGGCCGAGAUGAUGGCCAGGAAGCAGCACAAACAUUCCCCGGCCAUGCCUUGUGGUGGCCACGUCAUGCAUGCUCAAUUAGGCAAGGGGGUGACGGCCGGGAGGCAAGGAAUUCCUUCGAAGGUGCAGUGUCUGAAAGGAGCACAGCAGUCCCUGCGUGUAUUGCCAAACCUGUGCACUUUGACACGACUCAAGGUUGAUUUGACCCUAUCCUGGCCCCCGGUUUGGGAAGCACUUUCACGGGGCACAGGACUUCCGACCACGCAUGCUUUCCCGUCGUUUCGCCUGCUGUCAUGUGGCUAGCGUUCCUGACUGCUGAAGCUGCCAGAAGCCCAAGGUUCGGCAAUUCGUUGUAAUAUGUAACGCAGAUGCCAAUUGGGUGGUCUGGAAUCUAUGUGAGUGCUGUAACACGCGGCCGGUUGCCAUUUUGAUGUACUUUCUUCUUGCUUUCAUACACCAAGGUUACAUCUUGCUCUGGAUGACUCUCAUGCAUGUGACAUUUGCGCCCACAGCGCCCACAGCCAGUGUUUUUUUUUGGUAAUAUAUUACUUUUUUGGGAAUAAAUGGGGGUCUGUGCCUGGAAGAAAUGGAAUAAUUGGUCAGUUGGCCGUACUGGUUCAUUACUUCGGCCAUAAGUCGCCCCAAAUGCCUUCUGCACAUAUAAAGCUGAACAUUUGGAGCUUAUACACUAUUUAUGUAUAAAAUAUUUGAU